UCUCAGCAGGCAACAGUUCGCAGUAGUAUCAUUUACAAAAAGCGAAAUGGCAGAUGAAGACAGAGAAGAAAGGAAGGUUUCUAGCAACUGUGACAAGCAAGGAAAUUGUGAUUGGGCACAUCAGGAGCUUAUCUCCAGUGGACCCUCAGGGAUGACGAAUGCUGAUAAAGGUGGGCCAAGAUUCAGCAAAAGGAGUGUCAUCAGCGGUGCAAUAAUCUUGAUGACACUGUUGAUAGUUGCAAUUGGCUUCAUUAUUUUCCAGGCUGUAAAGUUAAGCCAUUGUCAAGUUACUCCGGGGCCGUCAGAUGAGUCUUCAUGUUCCCAAGACUGGGUUAAGACUGCCACAGCGGCCUACUUUUUCUCCACAGAAGAAGGGGACUGGAACUCCAGCCAGAACUACUGUACUUCCUGCAGCGGUUCACUGGUGACAAUUGACAAUCAACAAGAGAUGGAUUUCAUAAUGAGGAAAAGAGGCCUUGCCGAGUACUGGCUUGGCCUUUGGAGGGAGAAAUUGCAACAACCGUGGAAAACACCAAACGGUUCUCCCUUCAACAACUGGUAUACAAUUGAGGGCGGAGGGCUCUGUGCCUACCUCAACGAUCAAGUGGUCAGUUCCACAUGGUGCUCCAACAAUCGCUAUUGGAUAUGCAAGAAAGUUCUACAUGGUACUUAAGAUCCAAACCUCCAAGUGAAGUCUAGAAGAGCUGCCUGGCUGCUGUGUUUAACUGACCAAGAAUGAACCAAUUGAAACUAAAUGCUGAAAAGACAGAGUAUUUUAAUAUAGUUACAUAUUUAAUAUUGAUAGAUAUAUCUCACAUUAAUGUUUGCAUGUGUUUGGUGAGGCAGUGCACAGGCCAUACAGUAUUCAUGUGGCCCCUUUGAUUGCUGGUAGUGGCAGCUGUGGCUGCUUUUUUUUUUUAAGUAAUACUUUCCGCUUCUGAUAGAGUUCCACCUGGCCCUUGCUGAUUCCAUUAAGAGCCUUGGGGUUAUACUGGAUCCAGCAUUACUGCUUGAGAAGCAAGUCAAUUUAGCUACAAUUUUUUCUUCUUCCAAUUCAGUCUAGCCCAGGAGAUGGACUGUAUUAUGGGAGGGGGCAAUCUGGCCACCUGGAUCCAUGCCACAGUAACAUCAAGCCUAGGCUACCGUACUGGACUUUUUGUUAGUCUCCUCUCAAAAUCAACUUUGAGACUCCAGCUAGUGCAGAAUACCACAGCUCAGCUAUUAUUAUUACUUACUCCCGUUCUGCAGUCCAUUGGCUGCCCAUCAGUUACCAGGCACAAUUUAAGGUAUUGGUAAUCACAAAGAAAGCUCUUCACUUGGACCAAUGUAUCUGUUGUAUCUUGUAUAAAGGCACAUCAGCCUUUAUAUACAAUAAACAGGUUUUUAUUCAGCUAUCACUCUGGCUCAGCCUGAAUUUCUAGUUAGCCUCUUAAUCAAGCCUCAGCAGCCACCAGUUCGCUACAGGAACCCUGAAGGGCCAAGACAUCUGCAGGACCACUUCUCCCUCAUGUUUGGUCUCCACAGCUUUGCUCAUUUGAAUGCGGCCUUCUCCAGGUGCCAACCAGCAAAGGGGCAAAAUCAACAAAUGCCCAUACACAUGCUUUCUCUGUUGUGGACCCAGCCUUAUGGAACGGCCUGCCUAAUGAGGUUGAUUUCCACAAACUAUGUCUAAUAAGAGAGUAUGGGGGAAAUGUUGCAGAAACAGAGGGUGGAAAAGGUGCAAAUAGAUUAUCAGUGGUAAGCAAUCACUUUCAAAAAUUUCUCCAAGCUAGAAGUAAGAUACAGAAUCCAGAAGCGAAGUUGAAAGAAGAAUAUAAGUUAGUCCUAGAAUUGAUUAUGUUUUGCUUCAGUAUCUCACCUAUGUCUUGGAUCCUUGCUAAUGCUAUGUCUUUAAACUUGUAUAUGUUUACCUUAUGGUAUUGUAUUGAAAUGUACUUACUUGAUACUGAUUGUAUUAACCUCAUACUGUGUA
Eublepharis macularius is the source of this 1972-nucleotide messenger RNA. RefSeq names its product early activation antigen CD69-like. The transcript has 6 exons. Bases 47 to 673 code for a protein of 208 amino acids. NCBI's taxonomy places the organism in Eukaryota, Metazoa, Chordata, Lepidosauria, Squamata, Eublepharidae. The record is from RefSeq and is a predicted model, not a curated record.